Periconia digitata is the source of this 502-nucleotide messenger RNA. The record is from the annotation of a GenBank genome assembly. NCBI's taxonomy places the organism in Eukaryota, Fungi, Ascomycota, Dothideomycetes, Pleosporales, Periconiaceae.
AUGCAUCCACUUACCCUCACCCUCUUCACCCUCCUACCCUCCACCCUAGCACUCCCCCGAAAACUCUCCACCCCCCAACCAUCCCUCACAAACAUCACCUACUGGGGCAGCGCCUGUCCCCCAGACAAAAGCGGCCUGACUACCGUCCUCGGCCCCCCAAGCACCAACACCACCAACACCACAUCCUUCCCGCUAUCCUUCACACUGUCUAAUUUUCUGCCCACGCUAGAUGGCUCUUUCGGCUCGUCGCUGCGCAUGUGCGACAUAGUUAGUACCGUCACUAUCGGCAAUGACGACGACGAAGAAACCCCAGGAUGGAAAGUCGUGGUGAACAAACGGGGUACAGGUGUCAGUGGCGAAGCCAAGGUACCGGGGAACGCGACCAUGUUUCUGAGAGGGACGUAUGCUUUUGUCGAGAGUUCGGAGAAGCAGGUAUGUUGUGCACCCCCGUUUCCUUCUCCCUUCUUCGCAUUUUUUGUACUUUGUUUGUUCUUGUGGUAGG